AACUCUUGCCGCCAUGAUAGCUCGCUCAGUUGUGAUUCCGUGUCUUUCUUUGCAAUAGCGCAUUUCUUCCCUCCUGUUGAUUUCCUUGUGAGGAUUUUCUUUCUAGCCCAGCGAAAAUAGUUAGUGAGGAGCUAGGUCUGUUGCAUCGCUCAACGCCCCAGCCAAGAUGGGAGUCCAAAAUUGUGGAACGGUACUGAAGUACCUGAUGGUGUUUUUCAACUUCUUGUUCUUCAUCCUGGGCAUUGUGGUGCUCGGCUUCGGCAUCUACGCGCGAAUCAAGCAGAGCGACUACAAUUCGGCGCUGGUCAUCAUUGACGCUGGCACGUCGCAGUGGGAGAGCUUCGGCUCGCUGUGCAUCGCCGUCGGCGUGUUCAUCGCCCUGCUGGGCGGAUCCGGCUGCAUCGGCGCUGGCAAAGAGCACCGCGGCUGCCUGAUUUUCUUCACCAUCUUGGUUGCUCUGAUCUUCAUUCUGGAAGUGGCCGCCGGCGGUCUUGGCUACCACUAUCGUGGAAAGCUCGACGAUAAGAUCAACAUGAACCUAAACAAGACACUGAAUGAGUACGUAGAUGACCAGAAGAUGCUCGUGAACGGCAGCAAGAUCAUCACCAGCUGGGACAAUGUCCAGCACACGUUCAAGUGCUGCGCUAUCCACGGGCCUACGGAUUACGGAAAUCGUGGCGGCACGACCCCGGCAUCGUGCUACGCGGACAAGGACACGAGCAAGACCUUGUACCAGCAGGGUUGCAAAGAGAAAGUCUUCGAUGCGUUCACCGACCACUGGAAGGAAUGGGCCGGUGCGGUUGUGGGUAUAGCCGUCGUUCAGCUCCUGGCCAUCGUCUUCGCCAUCCUGCUCAUCCGAGAGAUCGGCAAGGGCGACAGCUACACCGUCGUAUAACGAGCCAUCUCCGCUCGCUAGGAACGCCUUACGGCCAGGUCAGGGCUCGCUAAGCACGUUGCGGCUGCAGCUUUAGCUGAUGAAGGGGCUUGAUUUUGAACUUCUAGGAAAGGUUUGGCGUUUGGUGUCUGUGUGCCGUCAUGAGUUGCUUGUAUCGUGUACAUUUUUGCUGCGUGUGGGCAAUUAUACACGCAAGACUCUUGUGUAUCCAUUGAUACAGAUUGCCUGGUGUUUUGCUGGCAGUGUGUUGUGUUGGCUGAGUGCAUAUCCAGUAGGUCAGCUUCCUUCCACACAAUAGUACAGUCUGAGCAAGUCAAUCAGUAGUUACACGUUAGUAUGAUGUACAGUGUGAUUUGAAAGGCUGGCUAACAGUUUCCUGUUGAAUGCUAGAUCUAUCCUGGCCUGUAUCGUUUAUACUUCAGUUAUAGCGCUGUCUUUUGACUCUCUUUUUUUUUGUUAGCGUAGGAGAGUAAGCCAUGGCAUGUACAAAGUUUGAUAAUUUUACGCCAUUGCUGUAGUCUCUGUCGCAUUGCAUCGUGUUCUUUAUUCAAGCCGCUCCCCUGGGCGUUAGUUGCUAGUAGUGGCCAGAGGAGCUCGCGGGUUGUUCUCUGCCGCUCAAACACGACUGGUUUCUUUCUCGCACGGAUUUGCUAUUCCAUAAUGCUUUUGUGUGGUGUAUGUGUGUGCAUGUUUGCUUGCUUGAAUUUCCAGAAAAAUUUAACCUGUAUUUUAUGGUGCCGGCUGCCAACACAUAAUUGAACUUAUAUCUUCAUUUCUAUUUACCUUUGUGCAUUUUUUGCCAACGAUUAUCAUUAUCCUCGUUUCCCAUUUUCUCGUGUUUCCGUCCACAACGUAGUUUGUGAAUAAGGAAACUACUAAAACGGA
Molecule: messenger RNA, 1780 nt
Organism: Sycon ciliatum
Lineage: Eukaryota; Metazoa; Porifera; Calcarea; Leucosolenida; Sycettidae
Product: tetraspanin-8-like
Exons: 1
Coding region: 167-895 (242 amino acids)
Cellular component (GO): plasma membrane
Source: RefSeq, a predicted model, not a curated record